This is a messenger RNA of Urocitellus parryii (Arctic ground squirrel), 1323 nucleotides long. RefSeq names its product elongator acetyltransferase complex subunit 5 (gene Elp5). The record is from RefSeq and is a predicted model, not a curated record. Gene Ontology annotation, biological process: tRNA wobble uridine modification. NCBI's taxonomy places the organism in Eukaryota, Metazoa, Chordata, Mammalia, Rodentia, Sciuridae. Gene Ontology annotation, molecular function: tRNA binding. Gene Ontology annotation, cellular component: cytosol; nucleus; elongator holoenzyme complex.
CCUACGUCUGUGCGCUAAGGCUCGGGAGGGGGCAUUUCGCUUAGCUCUCCUGGGAAUACUGAACAUAAAAUCACCUCUCAUUCCGGCCUUUGCCAGCUCUUAAUUGUGGGAGGAAUGAGUGCCCCGCCCUCUCACCCGGAGCGGGCGGGGCUGUGGAUCGUGACGCCAUCAGAGAGCGUCGAAGUAGGAGUGGGAAGCCAGUCAGAGAUGCUGGAUUCUCUGUUGGCCCUGGGCGGCCUGGUGCUGCUCCGUGAUUCCGUGGAGUGGGAGGGGCGGGGUCUUCUGAAAGCGCUCAUCAAGAAAUCUGCACUGCGUGGGGAGCAAGUCCACGUCUUGGGCUGUGAAGUGAGUGAGGAAGAGUUUCGAGAAGGUUUUGACUCCUGUGUCAACAGCCGGCUGAUUUACUAUGACCUCUUCAGAGACCCUCUCAGUUGGUCAAAAACUGGGGAGGCUUUUCCUGAGGGACCCCUGGGAGUCUUGAGAGCCAUAUGUAGGAGGACAGAUCCUGGUCCUGCCACCAUAGCUCUUGAUUCACUCAGCUGGCUUUUGCUUCAUCUUCCCUGUACUGCAGUCUGCCAGACCCUCCAUGCUCUGAGCCAUCAAAACUCCUACCCUGGUGAUAGUUCCCCAGUAAAGCAGGUGCAUGUAUUGGGCCUGCUACAUGAAGARCUUCAUGGCCCAGGCCUUGUGGGAGCACUGAGCAGUCUUACCCAGACUGAGGUGAUUCUGGGUGGUUUAAUGGGCCAAGCCUCAGCCCAUGUCCUCUUUCGGAAGCCCCAACAGCGCCCAACUUAUCAGACUUCGUGGUUUUCCAUCCUUCCUGACUUUAGCCUCGAUCUCCAGGAGGGGCCUCCCCUAGGGUCCCAGCACCACCCAGAUCCUCAUACAUCUCUGGUGGACCCCAUGACUCAUUUGACCUUUAACCUUCACCUGUCCAAGGAAGAAAGAGAAGCCAAGGAUAGCCUGAUUCUGCCCUUCCAGUUCAGUUCUGAAAAACAGCAGGUUCUACUGCGUCCUGCGCCAGGCCAGGCUACCAGCCACAUCUUCUAUGAGCCAGAUGCUUAUGAUGACCUAGACCAAGAAGACCCAGAUGAUGACCUUGAUAUUUGACUGGCCAGACUUGACUACACUAAUGGAAAUGGGUGGGAGUGGGAGGACUGAGGUCCCAGUUUCUGUACUGCCUUUGUUCCUUUGUCUAUGGAGGUUCUACCCUAUGAGGUAGGAAGCAGUAUCCGAUCAGAACAGAAAGUGGGAUGAAGAGAUAGCAUAAGGUGAGGAAAUAGGAACAACCCCUCAUACCUAAUAAAAUCUUUUAUUAAUUUU